This is a messenger RNA of Seminavis robusta, 933 nucleotides long. Lineage: Eukaryota; Bacillariophyta; Bacillariophyceae; Naviculales; Naviculaceae. The record is from the annotation of a GenBank genome assembly.
AUGCCUUCCCAUCAUCUUGUUUUGCCGUGGCUUCGACGGUCCACUAUUCCAAGGACGACACGUGCAACUCGAAGUUUCUCUGCAAGCAGAUCGACUCUUCUACGUGCUGCUCAAGCUUCCUGUCUUCAAGGCCAGCCAACAGUGUCAAAGUUGCAACCGAAAUCACCGUACCAGUCUUUCCCGUCCACUUUUGGCGGCUACCACUCGAUAAUACGCCGUGGCCUUGUCACUGACACCAGUGAUAAGGAUAAUCAUGAGAAUGAUGAUACUCCCAAGCCCCAAAUUGUGCUUCAGAAAUUGGGUGACUUUCCCUAUGGUUCACGGGAAUACAAGCUGGUCUUGCAACGGCAAGACAGCACCCAUCCAGUGGCGACAUUGCGAGCUCAUCGCAACAUGAUCUUUGGGGCGCAGCUUUUGGGGGAAAUUGUUGCCGAGAAGAAGAAAUCAUUGUCCGAGGUUUGUUUGCCGUUGCUGGAUGUCGCUUUGGAAGAUGCCUCCAAAGAAGCAGAACAGCCUCAGGCCAUGGCGACCCUCCAUGGAUUGUGUGACUGGGUGGCGGCACAAUGCCACGAUGAUGACGACAAUGAUGAUGAGGCUGUCAGUAGUAGUAGUGACAAUAAGAAUGCCAGUGAAAUUCUGCAUCAACUCAAGAUACAGUCGAAUGACGAAUUGUUGGCCUAUCAUGCAGUUCGUGCCAUCGCUACAGGUAUUCCCAGGCCAGGCCAUUCUGUUGUAGGCCAGGGCACCUUUCGAGAUGGACAAGCGGCUUGGGAAGCACUGGCCAAUGAGUUCAUUGACAAGAAAUUGGCAGAUGAAGUGGAACUCUACAAAACACGAGGGGCAACAGUGGUAGCUAUUGAGCACUUGGCGGAUACCAAACCAGAUUACCUGAAAAGUGCGGGUGGUGCCAUGGCUAGACUGUUCUUUCUGUAG